Messenger RNA from Salarias fasciatus (jewelled blenny), 2870 nucleotides. RefSeq names its product sialidase-3. Gene Ontology annotation, cellular component: membrane; cytoplasm; intracellular membrane-bounded organelle. The coding region runs from base 419 to 1651 and encodes 410 amino acids. Gene Ontology annotation, molecular function: exo-alpha-sialidase activity. The record is from RefSeq and is a predicted model, not a curated record. NCBI's taxonomy places the organism in Eukaryota, Metazoa, Chordata, Actinopteri, Blenniiformes, Blenniidae. Gene Ontology annotation, biological process: oligosaccharide catabolic process; ganglioside catabolic process. The transcript has 3 exons.
ACUAUUCAAAACAAUGUAGCGCCCGAUACGUGCGCGUUUUAACGAUUUGCGCUUGUUUACUGCUAGGUGCAACUGUUAGCCGCCAUUUCAGUCAGAAAAUCGAUUCCUAACAACACUCGUGUGACCGUUUGUGUGAAAGUGUUUACUCCUGAUGGUCCAGAAGUUACGCGACGGAUGGAUUUUCACGCUCCACCCCGACGUCUACUUCCGUGAAGAGCGAGCAGAGCGAAUACGGAAAACAACUGCGUGAGCUCCUCUCGCCUCGGAGUCGUCUCUGAUUCUGAUGAACCCCCAGCAUCAGUGUCGUGAACAUCAGAGGUCCCCGGUUUCGCGUGCAAUUAGACGGGAUAAUGCCGUUCACGCAAAGCUCGGGAGUGACACACGCGAAGAGUGACGAGUGAAGGACAUUUGAUCCAUCAUGGGAAACACGCCGUCAAAGAGUGGCAGUGGAGAUGAACCUGUCAAAACAACUUUAUUUCAAAGGGAACAGAGUGGGAUCACAUACAGGAUCCCUGCUCUCAUCUACCUGAGGCACUGUCACACCUUCCUCGCCUUUGCAGAGAAACGAACCUCGCCUGCUGACCAUGAUGCUAAAAUCCUUGUUAUGAGAAGAGGAACACUUAAAGAGGAUGGGUCUAUUCAGUGGUCGUCCAGUCAGGAGCUGUCAUCCGCCUCCCUACCAAGCCACCGUACCAUGAAUCCCUGCCCAGUGUAUGAAAAAAACACCAAAACGCUGUUUUUAUUUUUCAUCUGCAUCUGGGGGAACACCACAGAGAUGAAGCAGAUCUACACAGGUAAGUGCAAGGCGCGCCUCUGCUUCGUCAGCAGCGGCGACGACGGCCAGACCUGGAGUCAGACCACAGACUUGACAGAGAGCGUGAUCGGCGAGACCAUCCAGAAGUGGGCCACGUUUGCCGUGGGCCCCGGUCACGGCGUCCAGCUGGAGAACGGCAGAUUGAUCAUCCCCGCCUACGCCUACUACGUGCCCUACAGAUGCUGUUCCUUCCCCAUUCCGUUCACAGUCUACCCACGUGCGCUCUCCAUAUAUAGCGAGGACUUUGGCCAGACUUGGCGCAUCGGGAAGAUGCUUCGAAAGAAGUCGUGCGAGUGCGAAAUGGCAGAGAUCAUAGAUCACGAGGGCAGGAGUCACCUUUAUUGCAACGCUCGCAACACUGGACGCCACAGGUGCGUGGCCCUGAGUGAAAACAGCGGCGUCUACUUUGAUAAGCCCCACAUGGCCCCGGAGCUCGUCGAGCAGCCCAACGGCUGCCAGGGAAGCGUCAUCGGCUUUCCCGCUCCCGAGUUUGUCCCGAACGACGACGCCGAAAGCAAGGCGUGCGGCACGUCGCUCCUGUCGCCAGACUCCCAGACCUGGCUCCUCUUCAUGCACCCGACAAGCAAGUCCAGCCGAAGGGACAUGGGCGUGUACUUGAACCGGUCCCCCCUGCACUCGUCCGGGUGGGACCGGCCCCGGAUCAUCCACGCCGGCCCCAGCGGCUACUCUGACCUGGCCUACAACGGGGACAAGGAUCAGUUUUCGUGCCUGAUGGAGUGCGGGGUGGAAAGUGAACUGGAGCAGAUCGCGUUCGUGUCCUUCUCCCUCAAUGAUGUCAUGCAGACGGGUAGUAAGAGAGACAAGAAGAUGCGUUGAGUUUUGGUUGUUUGAUUUCUGUAUUAGUAAAGCUCUCUACCAUUGUCCUGCAAGCUAUGAAAACAAAACAAAACAAAAAAAAAAAGUCCAAGCUGAAGCCACUAAAUAUGCUGUGCAGUAACAUCUGUCUGUGUUUACUAUUGUUCUACAUUCUGGAGAUGAUAAUGCAUGCAUGGUUUGUGUGUUUUGUUGUCUCCUUGUUUACAUGAGAAGGUAAAUCAAGUCUUAAUAUUAUUGAUAUGCAACCAGGUGUGUAAGAGAGGAAACUAUUUUUAAUAGAAUAGACUGAGUGGUUGAGUUUAAGCAUGCUGUGCUGGACCGUCAUUUUUGAAACCGGCUUUGUGUGUAGCAUGUUUGAUAAGCACUUCAUACCCAUUCCUGCAUCCUAUUAAGCUGUCAGUACUGUCCGAGCGGUGGAGAAAGUUUGCCUACCUCUUUUUAUUUUCAUACGACGAUCAUAGCAGGCCUUGUAAAGUAGAGCGUAGAGUUGCCUCCAUGCUCCGUCUCUCCUUUACAUUUAGUAUACUCUAAUUCACAUAUGCCUUCUAAACGCCACUGUUUCAAGUUGGGCUACGCCUCAGCCUCGUGAGCGCACGACCUUUCUCUGUGGGCGACAGUGGGUGCCAUAAAAUGAAAUUAAAUCGAGAAGAAAAAGGUGAACGUGCGCUUUUUACAUCAGGCUUAUCAGUGAGGAGACCGACCAAACUGAACCACAUCUGUGAGUCUUUAUAGCAGCUGAUAGAGAGAGAGUGAGGGAGGGGGGGGGGGGGGGGGGAGGGGGGGGGGUACUCGAUGUACUGUAUGCAGAUUUUUAUUACAUUCAUUUUCAAAAGCAAUAUUUUUCUCAGCUACUUUAUUCUCGGUUUUUCCCCCCCCCUGCCCACACAUUCAGCAUGAUUUUAUGACCAGGCUUUUUUUCUCCCCCCCCCCCUGUUAUUAAUCAUGUGCAGCGUUACGAUAUGAUUGGCUUGCUGUUGGUGAUCAAACGAAAGCAUGUCAAAAGCAGAUGAAGACUAUUUAUGAAGCCACUAGGAAUUUGCACAUACAGAAUAUUGUACUGAGUGACUUUAACAUCCUGUUUUUGCCUAUUGUCGUGAGGUCAAGCGCCUCCAGGUGGUUCUAGUUUAAUUGUGUUCCUGUUGAUUGUCGUGGAAAGUGACAAAAACCUGCAUGAAUCAUGUAUUUUAGUAGAAAAUAAAAGUAACUUGUGAUCACUGGA